Lachancea thermotolerans CBS 6340 is the source of this 1743-nucleotide messenger RNA. It is a transcript of the gene DCR2, whose product is annotated as phosphoprotein phosphatase. Lineage: Eukaryota; Fungi; Ascomycota; Saccharomycetes; Saccharomycetales; Saccharomycetaceae. The record is from RefSeq and is a predicted model, not a curated record. The coding region runs from base 1 to 1743 and encodes 580 amino acids. Gene Ontology annotation, molecular function: phosphoprotein phosphatase activity. The transcript has a single exon. Gene Ontology annotation, cellular component: cytoplasm.
AUGAGGGGAGUACCGAAAAGGUACGUUCGGUUCUUCAGCUACUUUGCUCUCGUAGUUCUAUCAGCAGUUUUUAUCUUUACAUGGUUUCAAACGCACCACAACGCCUUAGCGAAGGGAUUUCCACUCCAACCUGGAGAGUUGAAACGGCCUAUCGAGUUCGCUGGCAACAAUAAAGAAGCUGUCAAUAUACUGAAGGCAUGGUAUCCUGAUGAGAGGUUUAUUGUAGGUAUGGGAAUGUACACCUGCGUGCAUCUAACCAAAUAUCUCGAAUUGUGUCCCCGUCAUGUGGGCGGACACACGCUAGCAACCAAGGCACUAAGAACUGUAAUUAAGAAAGAUAUUAACCACUCCAAAGGUUUCAAAAUCGUUGGCUUUUCAAACUACUUGACUUAUGAUUCUGUCACAGCGGCCCAGUUAACAGAGCUACUUUCUGACACUGACGCGCGUGCAGCUGCAGUUACUGCUGUUGCUCCGAGUGCCGAGCAUCUGGUUCCUGAUUCAUCUCGGCUUCCACUGGAAUAUACAGUUAUCACUGAAAAGUCGCUCACCGAAUCAGACUUUGUCACUGAGAUCAGCGUAUUAUUUGGAGAAGACUGCGUGGACCCCAGACCUGCAUGGCGUUUGUCAAAAGAAUGGCGCCUAGAACACAGCAAGGUACCCUGUUAUCUCACUUUGAGGACGCGCGAUUCUGAUCCACAUGGCAAGAAGUUCCCUACGCUAUCUGCGAGCCUCGAGAACCCUUUCAAAAUUGUGCAGCUCGCGGACCUUCAUUAUAGUGUCGGCGAAGGUCGUUGCAGAGAUGAAUUUCCUAAGCAUGAAAACUGCAUCGCUGACCCGAAAACAUUGGCUUUUGUGGAAAAAGUCUUAGAUACAGAAAAGCCCCAGCUGGUUGUAUUUACUGGCGACCAAAUAAUGGGGAGUGAGUGCGUGCAGGAUUCUGUAACAGCCCUUCUCAAGGUCGUGGAUCCGAUUAUCAAGCGCCAGAUUCCAUAUGCAAUGGUGUGGGGAAACCAUGACGAUGAAGGCAGCCUCGACAGAUGGGAAAUUUCGAAGCUUGUUCAAUCACUUCCACUUUCAUUGUUCAAGAUUGGUGACCAUGACACAAAUGAUAACAGUUUUGGAGUCGGAAAUUAUGUGCACUACAUUUAUGGUGAAGAUGGGAACCCAUUAUCUGCUCUCUACUUCCUGGAUGCGCAUAAGUACUCACCAAACGCAAAAGCCUACCCUGGGUACGACUGGAUCAAAGAGGAGCAAUGGAACUUUUUCGAUGGGUACAAGGAUGCUUUUGUUGACCAGAAAGCGUCUUUGUCGAUGGCUUUUUUCCACAUUCCAUUACCAGAAUACCUGAAUGUUGAUUCAAGUAGCUCUCCCGGUACGCAAAACCCGCUAAUAGGCAAUUUCAAAGAAGGCGUCACAGCUCCCAAGUACAACUCUAAGGGAAUUGCUACACUCCGCGAAUUGGGGGUCAAGGUGACUAGUGUUGGACAUGACCAUUGUAAUGAUUACUGCCUGCUUGAAGAUUCUCAGUCGCCGGCGAUAAAUGAGAGGAUAUGGCUGUGCUUUGGUGGUGCUGCAGGGGAGGGCGGUUAUGGAGGCUAUGGCGGGACAGAGCGCCGUAUAAGGGUCUAUCAGCUUGACUUUUCCAAAAGAAGCAUAGUGACAUGGAAAGUCCUGAAUAGUUCGCCAGAGGCACCCUUCGAUCAUCAAACUUUGGUCAGCGCAGGCGUGCCUCUAAUAGCCUAG